This is a messenger RNA of Lactuca virosa, 405 nucleotides long. The record is from the annotation of a GenBank genome assembly. Lineage: Eukaryota; Viridiplantae; Streptophyta; Magnoliopsida; Asterales; Asteraceae.
AUGAGGAAACAUUUGCUUCAAGAAGUUCUUCUGCUCCACCACCUCCAGAGCACGAUGUUGUACAUUAAGCUGGCCAAGAUUCUUGCUUUUCAAGACUCUAUUCCUCAGUCGAGAGGAAAGGGUAUAUGUAUUGGUUCUGGACAAGGAGAUGAUGAGGACUCACAACACACUAUCUCUGAGCUUAGACAAAAGAUACUGAUUUUGAAGCAGGAUUCCAUUGAAAAGGAUCUGCUAAUCGGGAAGUUGGAUGUGAGAGUUUCGGACCUAGAAAAGGAAAAUUCUGAAAAUAAUAAACAGAUCUCAGAACUCCAAGCUAAUCUUGGUGGACUAACAGCUUUCUACUUUGAUCUCAAAGAAAAACUGAUUGGAAAGUUUGGUGAUGAGUUCAAGUCAUCUAGUUCUUAG